Molecule: messenger RNA, 2978 nt
Organism: Anopheles cruzii
Lineage: Eukaryota; Metazoa; Arthropoda; Insecta; Diptera; Culicidae
Exons: 5
Biological process (GO): protein phosphorylation; actin cytoskeleton organization
Cellular component (GO): cytoplasm; nucleus
Molecular function (GO): protein serine/threonine kinase activity; ATP binding
Source: RefSeq, a predicted model, not a curated record
GUUUAUGGGUGUCUGUGUGCAAGAAGGGCAACUACACGCCCUGACGGAGUACAUCGAGGACGGUUCCCUGGAGCAGCUGAUCGCCAACAAGGCCGAGUACCUACCAGCCCUUUGGAAGAUAAGGAUUGCGCUUGGGAUUGCCCGAGGAAUGCAGUACGUGCACGAUGUUGGCAUAUUUCAUCGCGAUCUUACGAGCAAGAAUGUGCUCGUGAAACGGUUACCCGACGGUAUGUUCGAUGCGGUCGUUGGUGACUUCGGGUUGGCCGCCAACAUCCCUCGGAAAUGUGGAAAACCUCGCCUCGAUACGGUUGGCUCACCGUACUGGAUGAGUCCGGAGUGUCUCAAGGGCCAGUGGUACGAUCAAACCAGUGAUGUAUUCUCCUACGGGAUUAUUUUAUGUGAAUUGAUAGCGCGGAUUGAAGCCGAUCCGGAUAUCAUGCCACGAACUGAUUCGUUCGGUAUGGACUACUUAGCGUUCGCUGACGGGUGCCCGAACGAUACGCCACCGGCGUUUUUAAGACUGGCCUUCUACUGUUGUACUUAUGAUCCAAAGAGUCGACCAACGUUCACGGAGUGUGUGAAAAAGUGCACACUGUUGUCGGACGUGUGCGAGGACAGCUACAACCAUCAUCAUCACCAGCAGCAGCAGCAGCAACAGCAGCAACAGCAGGUUUACCGGCUUGGGCCGCCCAAUGGCGCCAGCGCGAGUACGGGCACCGUGGUCAGUAUUCUGCCAACCGGCAGUUCAGACACCCCCCCAAGCGGCACCAUGGAGAACAUCUCGCCCAGCAGCAGCAGAACGAGCACCCCGUCGAGCAGCGGCGAAUACUCGCAGAAUCCGCUGCACCACCGGCGCUCGCUGUCAGAGAAUGUGAUCGUGUUUCCGCCGCACACCACGCCGAGCGAGAAGGCGCGGUAUCACAUGUACCAGCGGGGCAACUCCGUCGUCCGUCCGUCCAUCGAACCGGCCAUUCCGGAGUCGCCGACCUACUCGAACCAAACGCUGCGCAAGGUGGCGGAAACGAUGCUGCUGAAGGAUCCGCAGUACAAACCGCGGGCCAAGACUGACCAGCCUGGUGGCUGCAAACCGAAUCCGUUCAGUGCACUGUCGCAGUUGAGGGGGGUGAAGAAAAUUCUCGGCCCAAACCCGGCCGUCACGACGUACAGCUCGGGCGAUCUGUUUAGCUCGUGCUUCGAAAUUUCGGCCCCGUACUUUCGCGCUUGGAAUAACGUGCAGAAUCAGACUGUCAAAAACGCGCGCGAUGGCCGAAGCUGUGCGGGGGGCACCGGUUCCGGUGGGUCCUCGGGUAGCGGGGUGAAUGGCGAGGGGCAACCGAAAAGCUUGCCCAAUUCGCCGACCUCCCCGCGCAAGGAGUACGGCGAAGAGGAGGAGGAUGAAGAGCACACCGGGAGUGGGUUGUCGAACGAGUACCGGAAGGUGUCGCUGGGCAACGUUCGAAAGUAUCGGGCUAGCUUCACCGAACUCUCUAGUCAUCCACUGUACAAGAGUGGUCAAAUCGAGACUGAAGAAAUGGGCACACCGGCGGCUUCCGGUGUGCCGGUGUCGACCUCGGCACCGGUCACGAUAACGGCCGCAGCAGCAGUACCGAACCCGUGCCCUACCGCUGUCACUACCGUGGCGCCCAGUGUGCCCGGUAAGAAAGUGUUGAACGGAACCCUGAAGCCCACAACGAUCCCCGGAACGAUUGCGUCGAACGAUCCCGUCGAUGAGGAGCUCGAGAUGAACGACAGUGAUCGGUUACCGGCGAUCGGUAAGCGCACGAAAACGCUGAGCGGCAGUAGCAGCGGUAGCAAUCUGGCCAACCUUUGCAAUGGCGACAGUGGCACCGAGGAGGGCCAAGAUGGGGCCAGUUGCGAUGGGGAAUCGAUGCGCCCGGAAGAGGUGUUGAAGUCCGCCGGCGCCAUCGGCGAAGGGGCGAGCGGAACUGUGAUCGGAACCGGCAAGGACGCGUCGUGUCCCGAGGGAGAGGGUGUGCUGGAGACGCCUCGCAUUCUCACCCGCCGUGGCUCGACGGAGAGCGGAUUUUUCUCCUGCCUCAACGAAGACUUUGGCACGUACAAAUCGUCUCCCUGCUGCUGCCUCGAGCGCAUUGCACACUUCGAGUCGACGGAGCGACUGCCCAUGUGUCGGUGCGUUUUCGGCGGUGCCACCCUAACCGGUGGCUCGAGCGGGGCCGAAGCGGUAACCGUGUGCACGAGCGGGGGUUUGAUGUCGAACGGGACACUGAACGAUAGCUCCAGUAUCCUGCUGUUUGAUGACAACUCGACGAACGUGAGCUCGCUUCGCAGCAUGGAUGACCUGGAGCUGUCGGAUUCGAUUCGCAAACGGUUUAACCACCACCACCACCACCUCCAUCAUCACCAUCUGCACCACCACGGUGCACACCAUGCGCAUCACCACGGGCUGAGCGGUAGACCGAAUGUGCUGAGCAAUGUGGACAUCGAUGCACGGUCGAUCGAUAUGGGACUUAUCAAUCGCUUGGCACUCGACUCCGAGAUCAGCAGCAUGAUCCAGAAGAACCAGUUCACCAACCAGCUGCUGUACUGCAAGAAUCGCUCGUCGUCGAUCUUCACCGACAGCUCGGAUGACAUCAGCAGCCUGGCCGGUUCGGACUCGCUGCUGUGGGACGACCGUUCGUACACCACGAUACCGAACACACGAUCCGCGCAGAUCGCCAAAAUCGUCGAGUACUUCGAGCGCAAAGGCCAAACAUUCAAACCAUUCACUGUACCUGAUACGCUCCAGUUGGGCGCCACCGGAGGGCCACCAGCCUGUGGCAACCUGUCACAUCACCACCACCACCAUCAUCACCACCAUCGUCAUCAUUCACCGUCGAUGGGCGCACCAUCCUGUCUCGCCCAGGCAGGGUUUAGCGCGCCUACGACGACGACGACGACGGCGGCAGCAACCACAGCACUAACACCAAACGGAACCGCCGGGCGAAAGCUGUCCAACG